AUGCUGCUCUCGCGAAGAAGCACCUGCCUAAACAACUAUUCGCCUCUUCCCUUCCCAUUCCCUCCCGCAAAGGCGGCGACCGCAACAGCAGCGCGGUACCCACAGCAUAGCCUACGCCGGCUCAGCACACAACCACAAGCGGGCGGCGGCGGCGGUAGAACACGGGGGUGGCCCAGCAGCAGCAACUCGGAGCGAAACGGCAGCCCAGCGGCAGAAAACGAAGAGGGUUUCCUGCAGGCGUUAGUGAAACGCCCGCCGCUCAGCGCACCGGCCCGCGGAGGAGCGUUUCGGGUAGUUAUCGUCGGGAGGCCCAACGUCGGGAAGUCGACGCUGUACAAUCGGCUGGCCACCCGGAACAGGGCGAUCGUCACGCCCAUCGCCGGCACGACAAGAGACCGAAAGGAGUCAACGGUGUCCCUGGGGGGUAUGACGUUCGAUUUCGCCGACACCGGUGGUCUGGAAGAUGGUGCAGACGAGCCUUGGAAAGCCCCCCCAGGGACACCUCAUCCCGGCAUGCCCCAAGUGGUACUGAAGAAGACCGAGGAGGCGAUCGAGGACAGCGACAUCGUGCUCUUCAUGGUUGAUGCUCGACAAGGGGUAACGGAGGCGGAUCGCCACUACGCAAGGUGGGUGCGGAAGCGGCAGGGACGGCACCGCGGAGUGUACGUCGUGGCCAACAAGACGGAGGGACAGCUGACGGAGCAGAUGUCCCAGACGCUAGAGGAGUGUGGCAGGCUGGGGUUCGGCGAGCCGCUCGCAAUUUCGUCGUCGCAUGGCGACGGCAUGGCUGACUUGGCAACAGCCCUGGUCCCCCACUACGUGGAAUGGGAAAAGGAGCAGGAGGUGGCAGCCGAGGCGGGGUUGGAGUCCAACCGCCCCCUGUCGGAAGAAGCGGAGGAACCAGUUCAGCUGGCGCUGGUAGGGCGACCGAACGUCGGGAAGUCGUCGCUGCUUAACGCGGUGCUGCGCGAGGACAGGGCGUUGACUGGACCGACGCCGGGGCUCACCCGCGACGCGGUGGCGGUGGAAUGGACUUGGGGAGGGAGGGCUGUCCGGCUGGUGGACACCGCUGGUAUUAGGAAAAGCGGCAGCCGCGACACUUCCACUCCCCUCGAAGAGUUGGCGGUAAAAGAUUCCAUGAAUGCCAUCCACAAGGCCCAGGUGGUCGUGCUGGUCCUUGACGGCUCUGAAGGCAUGCUUCGAAAGACAGAGCUGUCCAUCGCCUCCAUGGUCGCGACGGAGGGUCGGGCGCUGGUCGUGGCCGCAAACAAGUCCGACCUUUCCGGGGUGUCCCCGGGGGAGUACGCGAAGGGAGUGAUCCGACAAGUGGAGGAUCUUAUGCCGGACGUUCGGGCACCACCGGUCUUGUCGGUGUGUGCUCUAGACGGCUUCGGCGUGGGGAGCCUGAUGCGAGCAGUCAUCAAGGCGCGGGAGCGGUGGCGAGCUCGCGUACCGACGGCCGUCCUGAACCGCUGGCUCCGCAAGAUUGUUUUCUUGCACCCGCCCCCCCGCGACAGCACAACGGGCGGCGCCUGCUCCCUCAAGUACCUCACCCAGGUCAAGAGGGGGCCGCCGGAGUUCAGGGUGUUCGUGAACCAUCUCUCGAUCCCGGCGGAUUACCAACGAUACAUCACCAAAAACUUGCAGAAGGAGUUCGGGUUCCACGGCAUGCAGGUCCGCCUGUCCCUCAAGAAGUCCGUCAACGUCUACGACCCGGAGGGGAGGGGCGGCUCCGGCAAGGGCCGGCCUAGGCGCAAGUUCGGCAAGAAAGGAAGGCUGCUCCCUCUGCCCCCUUCCCCAACACGCUACCGACCAGGCUCGCACAAAUGAGCGUGUGUCAGAUCAGAUCAACCGACGACACUGUUAGGUUGUGGUGCCACCGAGCUCGUGUUUUCUUUGGUUCUUCCUGGAUGGCGGCGUGAGUGCGUCCGCAUACCAUGUGUAUCAGCGCUCACACGAGCCUUGCCAAAAAGUGCGGAUGACACCCAUCCCACCGGAGAGGGCGCGUAGAAUUUGGUUUGACGGGGUUUGCGGGUGCAGAUAGACGCGAACCCUUCGGGGAGCGCACUACGCGAGUCGCGACGGUGCAACGAGGCUACAAUAUCGUCACCGAUCGCCCUGCGCAUAAUCGCUAGUCGGGUUUGCUGGAGGGGGGGUUGCGGUGUAGAUGCUGGUGUUUAAUCGAUUUUCAGCGCCCACCAUGGUUCGCACGAAGUGAGGAAAGUCUCGGUUGGGGCACUUUGGACAUGAUGAUGCAGACGUCAAUCGCUGUUUCCUGUUCGGUUCCCAUCGACCCGUCGACUAGCGUGGGGGACGGUAGCACUCUGAAUAUCAACAGCUGACCUACCCCAGGCAUCCCUCCAACAGCCGUUUCUAGCCGCGCGGAGUCGCCAUUCUUCCAAGAUUGUGUGAAUAGUACAGUAAACAACGAUUAUUCAGCGAGUGUGGCGAGGUCGUGCUGAUUCCGAGUUUGCAGUGCACAAAGUGACAACGAAUACCACGACGGGAAAGUCUGUUACGAUUCCGGGCUGCCAAUGAACGCGCACGCACGUCUGCGUGUGCGACGCGGGCGGACUUCCCCGCACC
Ectocarpus sp. CCAP 1310/34 is the source of this 2586-nucleotide messenger RNA. NCBI's taxonomy places the organism in Eukaryota, Phaeophyceae, Ectocarpales, Ectocarpaceae. The record is from the annotation of a GenBank genome assembly.